CCGUAAAUCCACCUCCACCUUGCACAGUUUUCAGUAAGGAGUCUUCGUCUAAUACUUCUAAACGUUUAAUACCCUCAUAUAUAAUCUUUGAAAAAUUUUAUUUUUUGUUUUUGAGUAACUGUAUGCUCAAUGGAUUCAUUUCCUCUGGGCCUGGUCUCAAAACUGAUUUGGUAGAUCAGGUUGGAGACAUAUGACAUGACAUAACGUGUAUUUACAAUCUGGGAUAUGGGAUUUCAUCAAACGUAAAAAACAAUGACCCAAAUGUACACCUGUAUUGCAUUUUCCUCUGAGGAGGAUAUGCAAAAUUUCUCGAAACGUAGUGAAUUUCUAGAUUGGGUAACAACAGACUUCGGAGAUGAAGUAGACGCUAAUUUGAUGAAUAAGAACACCAGUUUUGAUGUUUUGACUGAAAAAAUGGAUAAUUUUUAUGGUUGUGUUUCACAAAAGGGUAAAGACGACCCGAAGCUAAACGUAGAAAAUGUAUGCUGCACUAUGAUCGCGAGCAGCUGUAGAUCGAAAAACAUGGACUUCCAAGAACGUCCUCUUCUUUCCGACGGUCGUUUUCUCCGAAAUUGUACCCUAAAAACCUCUAUUCCCGAACAAGAGGAAAUCGGAUUCGAAGUACUGGUUUCCUCCCCAUGUCCUCUGCCGAUACGGAGAUAUGGGCGUAACGAGUUGACUACAUUCAUCGAUCUUCCUAAAAGAUCUGAUGAAGCUAGUGGGUUUAGGGUUGCAGAGAUGAAGCAGCUAGCAAAGAUUAGCGCUGCUCAACACGCGGAAUCCUUCCACAACACUGGUCUCUUGUUUUGUGAGAAACCUUUAUCACCGAAGUUUGUCGAAGCAAUUGAUAAGGAAGCGAAGAGGCGGAUUCUAGAGAUUGAAGAAGCUGUUAGGAGAUUGCAGACUACUAAGCUACUAGGAGAUCCAGCGGAUCUGCUCUACUUCAAGGAAGUAUCCUCCAGAGAAAAAGGUCGCUUUGAUAUGAGAAUGGAUUGCCUGAGGGAUCGGGAGGAAUAUCCGAUCUUGGCGUCGCUAACAAUAGCCUGUGGUCGUCCAUGUUUGCCUUGGUUACCUUUGAUUCGAAAGAUAUUGGAUGUCGAACUCGAACUCCAUGUUGAUGUUGAAAACCAGAACCCUGACAAAGAAGAGGACGAGGAUUUACUGGCUUGCGACGUCUCCAUACUGUACACAAUCGGUGGUCAGUGUGGGGAUCAAACUUGGCAUGCUGACGGGCCUCAUAUUGGACGCGGAGAAAGCCACUUUGGCAAGAACGAUCAAGAUUCAGCUUAUGGCGUGUGUUGCUUCGUGGCAUUGACGGAUAAUGGUGGUGACGAUGAUUCUGGUGCGUGCAAGGUAGGCGUGACAUCAUCCUAUGAACAAGGGGACGAUGAUGCUGGGAGCUGCGCUUCUUCCACCACAAGCGCAGGAAUGGAUUCCACCACUAAUCCGAAGAGUUGUACUACUACGGCAUCACACGACGGCAGCUUCGGUGGUACGGAAUUUUGGCCUGGAUCCCACAAAGAGCCAAAGCUGCUUGGCUUCGGUGCCGUAGGACCCUCUCUGGAAGUGACUCUUGAUACGUGUGCUGCUAGAAAAGGAGAUGUAGUGAUGUACGAUUACAGGUUGCUGCAUCGCGGACUGGCGAAUACUAGACGAGAUGGCGAAAUGAGGCGUGUUUUGCAGUUGUUUUACUACAGAAAGGAUAAGUAUAGCGAAAAGCGGAACUACGGACGGGCUAGCGUGUUUGACAUGUGAUUGUGAUCUCGGGCAUGUUGUUGAACAGAUUAACGACCUGUCUCCCAUACUACAGACGACGUCCAUCGACUGAUCUUACAGACAAACUCAAAUGUUUUUCGUAGCACUAGCAACGCUGGUAGACGAC
This is a messenger RNA of Amoebophrya sp. A25, 1882 nucleotides long. Lineage: Eukaryota; Dinophyceae; Syndiniales; Amoebophryaceae. The record is from the annotation of a GenBank genome assembly.